Molecule: messenger RNA, 709 nt
Organism: Phyllostomus discolor (pale spear-nosed bat)
Lineage: Eukaryota; Metazoa; Chordata; Mammalia; Chiroptera; Phyllostomidae
Gene: ULBP2
Product: UL16 binding protein 2
Exons: 4
Coding region: 71-709 (212 amino acids)
Biological process (GO): positive regulation of T cell mediated cytotoxicity; immune response; antigen processing and presentation of endogenous peptide antigen via MHC class I via ER pathway, TAP-independent
Cellular component (GO): external side of plasma membrane
Source: RefSeq, a predicted model, not a curated record
GCGGUCCAGUGGCCAGAGACUCAGCGAUACCACCUUAAGGACCUAGUCGGCUCCACAGCAGGGGUGGGCGAUGGUGUGGACAGUAGAGAAAAUCCCUGUCUUGCUCUUGCUUCUGCUACCGGACCCGGCUGCGCCCCGCUGUGUGCCCUCUCCCUGCUACAAGUUCAUCAUCACUCCUAAGCCCAGCCCUGGACAAUCAUGGUGUGAGGUUCAAGGACAGUUGAUUAGAGACACAUUUUUCAGUUACACCUGUAGCAGCCAGAAGGUUGAACCCAUCGGUCCCCUGGGGAUGAGGUUGAGUGCCACACAGGCCUGGAAUCAACUGGUUGAACAUUGGAAGGACCUGGUGGAAGAGCUCCGCAAGGCACUGCUGGACAAUCAACAAAAUAUUUCCAGAAACUAUCAUCCUCUCUCCCUGCAGGGCAGCAUGAAGUGUCAGCAGAAAUCCAAUGGACGCCCCAGUGCAUUCUGGGAGUUUGGCUUCAAUGGGCAGAUGUGUCUCCACUUUGACUCUAAGGACAGACGCUGGACAGAGUUGAAGCCUGAAUGUAGACCCUUAAAGCAGACACUGCACAGCGCCAGAUACCUCCUUUUCGGGAUCUCAGCUGGAGACUGUGUGAACUGGGUUAAAGAGGCAGAAGCUCUGGGCAUAAAAGGACCUGCCACAGUGGCUGCCACAGUAGAGGGGUGGAACCUGUCUGCAUCGUAG